Molecule: messenger RNA, 2619 nt
Organism: Aspergillus mulundensis
Lineage: Eukaryota; Fungi; Ascomycota; Eurotiomycetes; Eurotiales; Aspergillaceae
Product: DNA topoisomerase 1
Exons: 6
Coding region: 1-2619 (872 amino acids)
Biological process (GO): chromosome segregation; DNA topological change; DNA replication
Cellular component (GO): chromosome; nucleolus
Molecular function (GO): DNA binding; DNA topoisomerase type I (single strand cut, ATP-independent) activity
Source: RefSeq, a predicted model, not a curated record
AUGAGCUCCUCGGAAGAUGACACCCCACUUGUCAAAAUGAACGGCAGAUCUUCUGGUCGUCAAUCUAAUGCGAAAGUGAACGGCGCAACUGACACCAAUGGUCAUGUCGAACCUGGCAUCUCCAUCAGAUUUGGACCGGUGCAGAAAGAUGGAGACGUUGAGAUGAAUGAUUCGAACGAUGUCGCCAGUGCUAGCAAGAGAAAGGCGCGAACCAGUGUUGGUCAAGCAAAGUCGUACGCGGAACCCGAAAGUAGCGAGGAGGACGAGCCUUUGAGCAAGCGUCGACGCACUUCAGUGAAACACGAGGAUCCAGAGACGGAUGACGAUGUACCACUCGCACUCAAUGGAAAGAAACUUCCCAAGGCUUCCGAGACGGCCAUUGGCGAGGAGUCCGACUCCGAUGUUCCAAUCGAGAGGAAAUUGGCCGCCGAAAAGAAGAAGAUUCAGGUCAAGGCAGAAAAAGACGCGGAACCUGCCCGAAAGUCUGCCAAGCCAGCAUCUUCUGCUAAGAAGCAAGCGAAUGGAGUGAAAAAGGAACCCACUUCCGCCAAACAGACCCUGAAGCAGGUCAAGGCCGAGCCAAAGUCAGCGCAGUCUACCGCGGCAAAGAAGAACGGGAAGGCUACGGCGGUGAAAAAGGAGGAAAGCGAAGAGGCCGAGGAGGCCGAGGAGGAGGAAUACAGGUGGUGGGAGGACCCCACCAAGGGCGAUGGAACAAUCAAAUGGACAACCCUCGAACACAACGGCGUUGUUUUUCCUCCGCCAUACGAGCCACUCCCAAAAAACGUCAAGAUGAAAUAUGACGGCAUCCCCGUCGACCUUCAUCCGGAUGCAGAAGAAGUUGCCGGGUUCUUCGGUAGCAUGUUAAAUUCGACGCAACACGUGGAAAACCCCACGUUCCAGAAGAACUUUUUCGCGGACUUCAAAGAUAUUCUCAAGAAGACCGGCGGCGCAAAAGAUCAGAAAGGGAACAAAGUCGAUAUCAAGGAAUUCUCCAAGUGUGACUUCCAACCCAUCUUCCAGUACUAUGACACGCAACGUCAGGAGAAAAGGGCGCAACCACCGGCCGAGAAGAAACGUCUAAAGGCCGAAAAGGAUGAACAGGAGGCCCCCUACAUGUACUGCAUGUGGGAUGGUCGCAAGCAGAAAGUCGGCAAUUUCCGAGUUGAACCCCCUUCGCUUUUCCGAGGCCGCGGUGAGCACCCCAAGACGGGUCACGUAAAAUUGCGAGUGCAGCCCGAACAAAUUACCAUCAACAUUGGCAAGGAAGCACGCGUUCCUCCUCCGCCAGAAGGCCACACAUGGAAGGAGGUGAAGCAUGACCAAGAAGGUACAUGGCUUGCCAUGUGGCAGGAAAACAUCAAUGGCAAUUACAAAUACGUCAUGCUCGCCGCUAACUCCGAUGUCAAGGGCCAAAGUGAUUACAAGAAGUUCGAGAAGGCUCGUGAACUCAAGAAACACAUCACUCGAAUUCGCAAGGAUUACCAGAAGAACCUGAAGCAUGAGUUGAUGGUAGAGCGACAAAAGGCAACUGCUGUUUACCUCAUCGACCAGUUUGCUCUUCGUGCUGGUAACGAGAAGGGCGAAGAUGAGGCCGAAACGGUUGGAUGUUGCUCAUUGAAAUAUGAAAAUGUCACGCUCAAGCCUCCGAACAAGGUGAUUUUCGAUUUUCUUGGUAAAGACAGUAUCCGAUUCUACGACGAGGUCGAGGUGGAUGCUCAGGUGUUCAAGAACCUGAAAAUCUUCAAGAAGGCUCCCAAGAAGGAGGGCGACGAGAUCUUUGAUCGGCUGACGACAUCCGCCCUUAACAAACAUCUCUCCCAGUACAUGCAAGGUCUAACCGCGAAGGUUUUCCGUACCUACAAUGCUUCUCACACAAUGUCGGAACUGCUCAAGGAAAUGCAUGCUACCGGUACCAAUGCAGAAAAGGUUAAGGCCUACAAUGAUGCGAAUCGAAGGGUUGCUAUUUUGUGUAACCACAAGCGCACAGUGGGGGCAGCGCACGCCAACCAAAUGGAGAAGAUGAGCGAACGAAUCAAGGGACAGCGGUAUCAGAAAUGGCGUCUUAAGCAGAUGAUGCUUGAUCUGGAUUCGUCCUUGAAGAAAAAGAAGGGUCCUCAAUUUUUUGAAUUGGACGAAGACAUUGACAAGGAGUGGAUUAAGGAACACCAGGCUUUCCUGAUCGAAGAGCAGACGCAAAAGAUCAAGAAGAAGUUUGAAAAGGAUAACGAAAAGCUUGCAGCAGAGGGUGAGAAGGAGAUGAAGGCGAGUGAACUCGAAACCCGCCUGGAGGCUGUCAAGGAAUUGGAGAAGAAAUACAACAAGGAGAACAAGACUGGCAAAGUGGAAGCUGAAGGCCGAGGCCCAACCGUGGAGAAGCUUGAAGCUUCCAUCACCAAACUCCAGCAGCGCAUCGAAAACAUGGAGCUGCAGGCUCAAGACAAGGAAGACAAUAAGGAAGUGGCUCUUGGUACCUCGAAGAUUAACUACAUUGAUCCUCGACUCACGGUCGUCUUCAGCAAGAAGUUCGACGUACCGAUAGAGAAGUUUUUCUCGAAGUCCCUGCGCGAGAAGUUCGAAUGGGCUAUCAAGUCCGUCGACGAGAACUGGGAGUUUUGA